This is a messenger RNA of Exophiala mesophila, 1724 nucleotides long. RefSeq lists its product as uncharacterized. The record is from RefSeq and is a predicted model, not a curated record. Gene Ontology annotation, biological process: cyclic threonylcarbamoyladenosine biosynthetic process. Gene Ontology annotation, molecular function: ubiquitin-like modifier activating enzyme activity; tRNA threonylcarbamoyladenosine dehydratase activity. NCBI's taxonomy places the organism in Eukaryota, Fungi, Ascomycota, Eurotiomycetes, Chaetothyriales, Herpotrichiellaceae. The transcript has a single exon. Gene Ontology annotation, cellular component: mitochondrial outer membrane. Bases 155 to 1699 code for a protein of 514 amino acids.
CUACACCCAUUUCAACUAAUUCUGUGGGAUUAUUUCAGUCCUGAAGACUCAUCAUGAAGAUCGCCAUACAGCCUUGAUCGACUGACCUAGCCUAACCUCUCAUAUCCCCUCUCCUACUUGCGACUUGCCCUGGGCGCAACUUUGCUUGCGCAUCAUGGCCCAAUGGUUUGAACGCCAUGUCACUCCAUCAAUACAACUCGGCAUAGCCGCCACCUGCGGUGCCGUGGCUGCUACAACCGUCAUCUUCAGUGUAUCUGCCAUUCAUCGACGCCGCGUGACCGCAGAUCUCAAAGCCUCGAUCCCUCAACUAUCCCCGGACCACUUGUCGGCGCAACUUACAGAAUACGGUGGAGCGAGUCGGCCGACUUUCUCAAGCAAAGAUGACGAGAGGACAGCUAUGAUUGCUGCAAGGGCAAGAAAAGGAGACUAUGACGAGGAUUUGAUCCUGGAACAAUUGGCUAGGAAUCGAGUCUUCCUCAAGGACGAAGGACUGGCCAAAUUAAGAGGCUCAUUUGUUGUUGUCGUGGGUCUUGGUGGCGUGGGAAGCCAUUGUGUUGCUGCUCUCGCCAGAAGUGGCGUGACCAAGAUCCGGAUCGUGGACUUUGAUCAGGUCACUCUGAGUAGUCUCAAUCGUCAUGCGCUGGCAACACUGGCGGACGUUGGUACCCCAAAGGUGCACUGCGUGAGGAAGCGGUUAGAGCAAAUCAGUCCCUGGACGAGAAUAGACUGUCGCAACGAAUUGUUGAACUCGCAGUCUACUCCCACUUUGCUAGCACCCUGGGACUAUGAGCUUCGCGACGACGAUGACGCGACGACCCCGGACUGGGUGGUGGACGCCAUUGACAACAUCGAUUCCAAAGUUUCUCUGUUACAAUAUUGUGUGAUGCACGGCAUCAAGGUCAUUAGCUCUAUGGGCGCCGGUUGCAAGAGUGAUCCGACCCACAUUCAAGUGGGUGAUAUCUCGACAAGUGUCGAAGACCCGCUGUCCAAAUCGACUCGACGACGGCUACGAGCAUUAGGCGUAAAAGAGGGUAUUCCUGUUGUCUUUUCUACCGAAAAGCCCGGAGAAGGCAAGGCAGAUCUUCUGCCCAUCACCGACGAGGAGUUCCACAAGGGCAACGUGGACAAGCUGGGUGUGCUACCCGAUUUCCGAGUUCGGAUAUUACCUGUUCUGGGUACCAUGCCAGCCAUCUUUGGAUAUACGGUGGCAAAUCAUGUCAUCUGUAGCAUUGCUGGCUAUCCCAUGGAUUAUCGGAUAGGAGACAAGGGGCGGGAGAAGAUGUACGACAGCAUUCUCUCUACCUUGCAGGGUCUAGAGUCACGUCUCGUGCGAUCUUCUAGUGGCCAGGACGUGCUUGGACUGCGAAUUCCCAUUGGACGAGAUGAUGUCUCGUACCUUGUCGAGGAAGUCUUCCGUGGCAAGAGUGUCAUUAGUGGAUUGGGCACUCGUCUGGCUCUUAUCCGAUGGCGGCGUCCGAGUGGUGGCUUCAGGUUGGAGGAAACUUACCUGCAAGAAGGCCAGAAGAUGAUCCAACUGUCGUUGACCGACCUGGUCUUGAUGACAAAAGAGGAGGCCACCAAGCACGAGAAAAUGGUCUUGAGUGGUGAAGCUACGCCCGAGGAGGCAUAUGGACCUGAUGUUCUUGCGCGGGUGAGACGGAGACACGAUGAUGAGCGAGCAUAUGAUAGAUAUCGCUAAAUAAUUCUAAUGUCGAUCCCACCUC